AUGCCAUCAACUCUUCUCCUCUGGUCCCUUGCGGCCAUUCCUCUCUACAUCGCCCUCGUCGCAACAAAAUACCUCCUCCUCCACCCCCUCCGCUACAUCCCCGGUCCAAAAUUAUGGACCAUCUUCCCUGCUCUGCGCUACAUAUCCUGGGUCCGCGGAACCUUCGACAUCGAGAUGAGGCGCUUCCACGCACAAUACGGGCCCGCUGUCCGCUUCAGCCGCGACGAAGUCUCCUUCAUCACACCGGACGCCUGGAAAGACAUCUACGGCAACGGCAGCACACCGCAGCAGAAGCACGCCCAACUACCAAAGGUCCUACACUCCGCGCAAAGCCGCGAAGCCGUAACAUCAGCCGACGAUGCAGAGCACAGCCGUUAUCGGCGAACGCUAUCGCACGCGUUUUCUGCAAAGGCGCUGGCGGACCAGGAGCCACUGAUGCAGUCGUACGUCGACAAGCUGAUAUCACGGCUGCGCGGCGUCGCCGAGUCGAACCGCUCCGAGGACAUGGCUAAGUGGUAUAACCUGACGACCUUCGAUCUCAUCGGCGACCUGGCCUUCGGGCAGUCGUUCGGCGGCCUCGAUAGCUCCGAGUACCACCACUGGGUGCGGACGAUUUUUGACGUCUUUAAGACCGGCCCGAUCAUGUUUGUGUUUGAUGCGUACCCGCUGCUCAAGCCUGUUGUCUCGGCACUCGUCCCGCGGCGUCUCACUGAAGCCAGGAAGAAGCAGACCGAGCACUCGCGCAUCACAGUGCAGAAGAGACUGCAGAAGGGCUCGUAUAACCGCAGCGACUUUAUGGAUGCGAUGCUGCGGAGUCGGAGCCGUGGUGAGGAUGACAAGGACGCCAUGACGAAGCCGUUGACGGACAGCGAGAUUGUGGCUAAUUCGAAUAUCCUUAUUAUUGCUGGCAGUGAAACGACUGCUACCUUGCUCUCCGGUGCAACGUACUGGAUCCUGCGGACGCCGGGCGUGCUUGAGAAGGUGGUUCGCGAAGUCCGCAAGGUCAUGGUCAAUGAAUCAGACAUCACGGUGUUGAAAGCCUCCGCCGACCUGCCGUACAUGCUUGCCUGCUUCGAGGAGGCGUUCAGACUGUACCCGCCUGUGCCGACGGGCCUGCAGCGGUGGACGGUGGAACCGAUCAAUAUCUCGGGAUAUGAAAUCCCGCCGAGGACAAAAGUCUCCGUCCACCAAUCGGCCGCCUACAUCUCACCCCUGAACUUCCAUAAACCCAACCAAUUCAUCCCGGAGCGGUGGCUCCCCGCCGCAAAAGAAGACCCGUCGUCCCCAUUUUACAACGACAACCGCGCCAUACUGCAGCCGUUCUCCGUUGGACCGCGGAAUUGCCUUGGGCGGAAUCUUGCGUUCGCUGAGAUGCGCGUUAUCCUGGCGCGUGUGCUGUGGAAUUUUGAUCUUGAGCUUUGCGAGGAGAGUUCGAACUGGGUGGAUCAGAAGUCGUAUGUUCUUUGGGAGAAGCCAGGGCUGAUGUGUAGGUUGAAGGUGCGGGCGAAUUAG
Molecule: messenger RNA, 1512 nt
Organism: Aspergillus mulundensis
Lineage: Eukaryota; Fungi; Ascomycota; Eurotiomycetes; Eurotiales; Aspergillaceae
Product: cytochrome P450
Exons: 2
Coding region: 1-1512 (503 amino acids)
Molecular function (GO): iron ion binding; monooxygenase activity; oxidoreductase activity, acting on paired donors, with incorporation or reduction of molecular oxygen
Source: RefSeq, a predicted model, not a curated record